AUGUCAGGCAUCUUGAGGCAGACCAUCAACCUUGGUCGCCUGUACAGGCCGACUUACCAAAUACCAUCCCGCGGUCGCUCGCUAUCAUUAAGACCUGCUUCAAUCCCGCGACCAACCUACGCAUACCAGCGCGUCCGCCGCUACGCCACCCAACCCGAAGAGCCUCGAGACAAGGAUGAGGCCAAGGACAAGACUCCCGGCCAGUCUGCUCCUGGCAUGGAGCAUCUCUACAACAAGGGCGGCCCCUUGACAAACGAAAAGGCCGAAUCAUCUUCCUCCGACUCUCCUCGCCCCGGCUUUGCGAAGCUUACUCCCGAGGAAGAGAAGGAGCUCGUCGAGGUUUUCAACAACAUCAAGAAGGGCAUGCCCGCAUCCAUGGCCGAAGAGGUUGAAAAGACUUUCCAGAAAAUGCGCAAGGAAGGAAUCCCUCAAGACCUACGCGAUACCAUGGACGAGGUCAAGCAAGGCCACAUGACCCCUGCUGUCGCUGCUCGCUUGUGGCGCCAAGUCUCUUCCAUGGCUAGGAAGACUGCUGAGAGCGACAUGAAGAGCGAAGCCAAGGGCGCUCAGCAAAAGUCUGGUGCUCACGAUCCUGGAGCUGGUUCAAAGUCAAAGUCGAACAACAAGGGCGAAGACAAGGAUGGUCCAGCAUACAACAUCAAGGACAUCAAGCUGGAUAUGAACAGCAUCAUUCUUUCCGCCUUCACCUCAUACCUCAUCUACCGUCUGGUAGUCCCCAGCGAGAACUCCCGCGAGAUUACAUGGCAAGAGCUGAGAAACACCUUCCUUGACAAGGGCCUUGUCGAGAGACUCGUCGUCGUCAAUAACAACAAGGUUAGAGUGCAUGUCCACCAGCAGUCUGUCCAAGCCAUGUACCCCGAAAGCCCUGCUGCUCAUGGCAACUUCUACUACUACUUCUCAAUCGGCUCUGUUGAAGCCUUUGAGCGCAGACUUGACGAGGCACAGAAAGAGCUUGGCAUCCCAUCAUCUGAGAGAAUUCCCGUGCAAUAUAGUCGCGAAGUCUCCUGGGCUGACACGAUAUUGAGCUUCGGCCCCACUCUGCUGUUCAUUGGUGCCAUCUUCUGGCUCUCAAGAAGAGCUGCAUCAGGAGCUGGCGGUGGUGGCGGUGGUGGUAUCUUUGGUAUGGGUAAGAGUCGUGCGAAGAAAUUCAACCACGAAACCGACGUCAAGGUUAAGUUCGCCGACGUUGCUGGUAUGGACGAAGCAAAGGUCGAGAUCAUGGAGUUUGUCAACUUCCUGAAGCAACCCGAGCGCUUCCAAAAGCUUGGCGCAAAGAUCCCUAGAGGUGCUAUUCUCUCUGGUCCUCCUGGUACUGGUAAGACUCUGCUCGCAAAGGCAACUGCUGGUGAGUCUGGUGUACCAUUCUUCAGUGUCAGUGGUUCCGAGUUCGUCGAGAUGUUCGUCGGUGUUGGUGCUUCAAGAGUACGCGAUCUGUUCCAGAAUGCCAGAAAGAGCACGCCCUGCAUUAUCUUCAUCGAUGAGAUUGAUGCUAUUGGAAAGUCAAGAUCCAAGCAAAACUUCGGCGGUGGUAACGAUGAGAGAGAGGCUACGCUUAACCAGAUUCUUACUGAGAUGGAUGGUUUCGCGAGCACUGAGCAGGUCAUCGUUCUUGCUGGUACCAACCGUGCAGAUGUUCUGGAUCAAGCUCUUAUGCGUCCAGGUCGUUUCGACAGACACAUCUCAAUCGACAAGCCUACCAUGGAUGGACGCAAGCAGAUCUUCGCUGUCCACUUGAAGAACAUUGUGACAAAGGAGGACAUUGAAUAUCUCAAGGGUCGUCUGGCAGCACUUACUCCCGGGUUUUCCGGAGCAGACAUUGCCAACUGUGUCAAUGAAGCUGCUUUGAUUGCCGCUCGUGGCGGUGCUGACACUGUCAAGAUGAUUCACUUCGAGCAGGCCAUCGAGCGUGUUAUUGGCGGUCUUGAGAAGAAGUCCUUGGUUCUUUCACCCGAGGAGAAGCGCACAGUCGCAUACCACGAGGCUGGCCAUGCCAUCUGUGGUUGGUACUUCAAGUGGGCCGACCCUCUUCUCAAGGUCUCUAUUAUUCCUCGUGGUCAAGGAGCUCUUGGUUAUGCUCAGUACCUUCCUUCGGGAGACACCUACCUCAUGUCGUACCUGCAGCUUCUCGAUCGUAUGGCCAUGACUCUUGCUGGCCGUGUCUCUGAGGAGAUCCACUUCGAGACUGUUACAUCAGGAGCAUCAGACGACUUCAACAAGGUCACUCGCAUGGCUACCGCCAUGGUUACCAAGUGGGGCAUGUCACCCAAGGUCGGCUACCUCUACUUCGAGGAUGACCCGAACCAGCUCCAGAAACCUUUCUCAGAGGAGACCGCUCGCAACAUUGAUACCGAGGUGAAGCGCAUCGUCGAUGAAGCCUACAAGCAAUGUCGCGACCUUCUCGAGGAGAAGAAGAAGGAGAUCGGCAUCGUUGCUGAGGAGUUGCUCCGCAAGGAAGUCUUGACCCGCGACGACCUCGUCAGAUUGCUUGGCCCAAGACCAUUCGAGGACAAGGGCGAUUUCAGCAAGUACUUUGGCGGCCGUGGCGACCGUGAAGGUCCUGGCGCAGGAAUCCCUGGCAUCCCCGAGAAGCCUGAUGGACCCAUCCUUCCUCCCGGAUCCUCCAACCCUGCUCCUGUGGUGUUCAAGGAUUUGAACAAAUAA
Molecule: messenger RNA, 2682 nt
Organism: Aureobasidium musti
Lineage: Eukaryota; Fungi; Ascomycota; Dothideomycetes; Dothideales; Saccotheciaceae
Source: the annotation of a GenBank genome assembly